Molecule: messenger RNA, 246 nt
Organism: Sphenostylis stenocarpa
Lineage: Eukaryota; Viridiplantae; Streptophyta; Magnoliopsida; Fabales; Fabaceae
Source: the annotation of a GenBank genome assembly
AUGGAGGGAGUUAAGAUUGACGUUGCCCGUGAUUUAAUUGGGCCGGAUAAUAAACAGAUCAGGUUUAGAUUGGACGUCGAAGGUGCCAGAUGGGAAUGCCAGUGUAGGGUCCUUGGCAUUUGGAUCCAUUCUGAUGAACCCUUUUUACGUUUUUUGGAGCAUUCUCUGAAGGCAUUACUUGACUCCCAUAAACGGCAAGACAGAGAUGCCAGCCAUGUGUUUCAGCACAUAAAAGAUGUAAAUUAA